AUGGAAGAAGACGUGAAGAGGUUUCACAACCACGAAGCCCAGCUGUACAAGCUGUUGAAGAAAUAUAAUGUCACGGAUAUUCCUACACCGAAGGUGUACUUCUCCAAAGAAUACUCUGAGGACAAUCCUUUGAAAAGAUAUAUAUCAUGGACUAUGUUAACUGAUGGUGUUCCAUACCACAUACAUGACAACCUCAAGCCGGAGUCUAUAUUACAGCCAAUGAGAGCCAUCGCCAAGUUGGAAGCAGCCGCCAUGAAAUUUUCUGAUGAGGAAAAAGCUCCAUUUCAAUUCAAUCCCUUCCACGAUCUCCGUACUAAAUUUUUCAAUAAAGACACAAAUGGAUCACUUUGCACCAUGAUGCGUACUCUCGGUGGUGAGGAAUGCCGUGAUAAACAAAUCGACCAGUGGAGCCAUUGUAGAAGAUAUCAUUGA
This is a messenger RNA of Ostertagia ostertagi, 432 nucleotides long. The record is from the annotation of a GenBank genome assembly. Lineage: Eukaryota; Metazoa; Nematoda; Chromadorea; Rhabditida; Trichostrongylidae.